AUGGAGGUCAAUGAGAGGGCGGAAUCCUCUAAUACUGAUGCUGAAUCCGGUGGACACAGCGAACAGCAUGAGUCUAAAUUGGAGCUGUUUGGGUUUGACUCUCUGGUCAAUAUUUUGGGUCUCAAGAGGUACUAGGCGAACUAGUAUUUAUAUUUCCAUCUUUGUUUCAGCUUCGCUGCUCUUUUUUUUCUUUGCCUGUUUCGUAUUCUCUCAUCUAUUAAUUAGGUUAUAGUAGAAAUUAUUGAUGAAGGAAACUAUGCAGUACAAACAAGAUUACCAAUAACUGCGCCAGUUUUUGUCUUCUUGUGUCUUGUCGUCACCAGCAUCAUUUGUUCCAUCGAGGAUUAUCUAUCGGGACCCCUGCCCUUUGCACAUUGUAUAUCACUUUUCUUCAAGAUAAGCCAUUAUUGACAUCAAAAGAGUGUCGAGGCUUGUUAUCAGUCUUCUAAUCAUACUUUGCUUCUUUAGAAAGUCAAUACUGGCCCUGGCUGUUGGUAUUAGGGGUAAGAUGCUUAUUGUCAGAAAUUUUGAAGACAAAUCCCCUGUCCUUGGUGUCGAUCCUCAGAAGACCAUGAACUGGGGAAGUGGAUGGUUUUAGGACUAUUGAAGUACUAAAUGAAUUCUGGGAAGUUUUAUCUGGGAUGUUAGCGAACAGAUGGAAAGGUGUAAUUGGUGUCUUGCAUCAAUAUGAUUUUAUGAAAAAAUGGUCCGAUCUUGACUGUUUUAUGAUAUCCUAUUUCAACUUUGAUAACUAAAAGAGAAAAUAUUCGGUGCUGAAAUUAGAUUUUGGAAAGGGAUAUGAAAGGUUUAGUUUUAUUGGGGACUCUGUCUCUUUUUUUUUUUUGGGUUUUGGUUUCAACAAAGGUGUAUUUCUUGAUUUCUAGUCGUAAAUAAACUGCCAUGUACCUAGUUAAGCUGAAUGAUGAAGUUAGCGAGUCCUCCAAAUGUCUCAGGAGACUCAGGUAGUUCAUAUCUGCCUUUUGCUAGCAGUUAACCAAGAUCCUUGUUUACAAUAGAUGAAAGUAGCCAAAGCGAAUAUUAUUCUGAGUAGGAUAGAGAGAGAAAACGUGCUCAUCUUCAAUUUUCAGAUCAUGUAUAUUUGUAACAAAGGCUUUGAACAUUCAUUUAAUGUUACCAGUAUUGUAAGUGGUCUGAAGAGACACGAAGCAGACCAGCAUAAUGGGUGGUCAAAUAUUCUAUAUUUUCUGUAAAAUGAAAUAUCCCGACCUCUCCAUUGGAUGGAUUUUUAAAAUCAUGAUUGGACGGAGAUUUUGGUAUUUUUGGUCAAAGACAUGGAAGUUACAAUUCUGAGGCUUUAUUAUCAUCAUUUGGGAAAUGGGAGCUUUUUAAAAGGGUGCUUUCAAGUUUACCCACAACUUAUUCCCAUGUAGGAUUCCAUAGCUGUUUAAGGGAAGAAUUGAAGCUAUUAGGGAUUUUUUUCUUGUUCUAGUUUGAUGGUGUCAAGACGAAUUAGGGUGUCUACUUAAUUUAGUGAAAUAGAGUUUGUUUGAAUAAGAUUGAUGGAUUUGAUUUUGCAUGGUGCCCUUAACAGAGUCUUCCUCUCUAAACAGCUCUCAGUACGUGGAGAAAACUCAAUGGUACUGCCUGAGAUUAGAAUUGGUGAUUACUACCACUCCUAUUCUAAAUGGGGCGUUCAUCUUGCCUAAAGGUCUCCUAUUUCACUGAUAUGGAGGCAUAUUGCCAAACAUUGAGAUUGCAUCCGUGCAUUGAACUCGUAGAGGUUGGAGGAGGAAGAUAUGUUCUGUUUUGGAGGGCGGUUUUUGAAUGGUGUUGAAUACCUUUUUCUGGAGUUAUUUUAGUUUCAGCGGAUACAAGUGACGAAAUUUCGAUUACAAGGGGCAGGACUGGUUUCUUCAGUUCGAACUUUGGAGAAAACCGUUUGACUUCUAGUAGUGUUUCUCAUAUCCAGCUUAGGGAAGGGAAAGGUGACGGAAAAAGGAGGUGGAAGGCUAAGAGUUUAUUAUAUUUGAGAUCUUUUUAGGCAUUCUUAGAUUGUAUGUCUUGAUCUUGAUACGAAAAAAAAGAGCUAAGUAGUUGAUUUCUGAUGAAAUUAAUAUUUUGUGAAAGUUUCUGUGAAGAGACUCUCUGUGUAAUCAAAAUAUUUAAUCAAUCAGGGAAAAAUGAAGUCUACAUCUUGCGAGUCGAAGCAGUGAAAUCUUGAUCAUUUGUUUGUUGAGUGUGGAAUAAUUAAGUUAUGAAAUAUUUAUUUUAAGCUCUUUAUUCAAAAUUUAGAGGAUUCACAGUUAUCCACCGAAAUAAUAUCUAUCCUUCGCCUCCAUAGAAGGAUUCCAAUUCCAACAUCUCGUUCAGCUGGACAAAAGAAGCAGAAGCUGAGAAGCAAUUUGUAUGACUAGUGGACACCAUUUAUUUGUCCUGCAAUCGAUGAAGACUAGGUCUAUUGAACACAUUGAGACACUUUGUCAGCAUUCGUUUGGUGAACAGCAUUUAAAGAUAUAAAGGUUUUAGAUAUGGGUGUAUGGAAAUGGUAUGGUUAGGGACAGAGUAUAGUCUUAUAAAUUAUCCUCUUCGAAUUGAUGUUGAUUUUUCCUCCGAAGUGGGAUCUUUGUCAUUAGGUCAUCCCUUUUGGUUGAGCACUGUACAAUUUUUGGCUGUAUCAGAGGCUGACAUAUGUUAUAGAAAUUCUGCCAUCAUUUUAAAAUUGAAUUCUGCUUGUACUACUUGCAAAAACUAUCCUUCGCCUAAUGUGUAUGACUUUAUCUUGAAAAAUUCUCAACAGCUAUAUUUCCUUGUCACGGCGAAAAAGGAUAGUGAAAUUCCAAAGUGUUUUCUUUCCAGUGCUGGUAUCUGAUAGUUUGUCCCUUUUUCAAGACUUCAUCCUCUCUCAGCACUCUUAGCAUGAGCUGCACACCUCUUGAAGAAUAAACUGAUGAUGGUUAAACCAUGAGGACUCUGUCAUGUUAUUCUUUCCUGUCUGUUAACUAUUUUUAAAUUAUAUUCAAUAUGCCAAGUACAUUAUUCUGUACUGAUUUAUGGAUAUUAUUGCAGCAUGACUGGAGAACAAAUAGCAGAACCUUCAAGCCCUAGGGAUGGAGGAGAAAAUAUAUCUAUUACUCUUGGACGACCUAAGGUAUAUUAUUCCAUAUUUGUCUCUGGCAUUCGUUUUGUUUAUUAUAGUUUAGUUAUACCUCGGCUAGCGUACUGACAAAGAUUGGUUUGUUGUAUUUUAUGACUUGUGAUCCAUUUAAUUCGACCUUCAUCUCUCAUCUUGCUACGAUUAUAUAGAUUUUAUUUUAUUCUUUUUAUCCGGUGAUCCCAGUACUUACAGGACGCAAAAGCAAGGGAAAAGUUUGUAGUUAGAUAGUUUAGGAUAUGAACGAGAUCAACCUUUGGAUUUGAAUCGCUUCUACCUUCGUUUUGUGGCGUAUGUUAUGGUGAUAGAUAGCCAGACCUAUCUAAAAAGCUUUUCUAGUGAAUUUACUGGAAACAUAAAUGAUAGGGGGGCAAGGCAAAGCCUAACAAAAAGAAUUCCCCUGCUGUCAUCAAUGCUACAUCUUCUAUGAGUUUUCUUAAUAAAAACCAGUCCUAUUCUUUGUUGUACUUGGUCUGUAUCUGUGUUUUUCUUAUUCUUAAUUUAUUUUCCAAUUUAAUUCUGUACUAGUUUUGGAAUUUUUCAUUAGUUAAGGUUGUUUCCUAGUUGACUCAAUGGGUUACAAGACGUGUGUGCGCCUUGUGGGUGGGGGGGGGGGUGAUGAUCUUGGAAGUGAGCUACUCAGGUAUUAAAGGAUGUACCUUCUUCAAUUUAGUGUGAAAUCCCAAACAACUGUGUCCUUAAAUGUCAAAAAUAACACUUCUUUGAUAUCUGAAGUCUUCAUAAAGUUGCAUAAAAUUAUUGGUGAAUUAAUUUUUUAGCCCGCAUAAGACACGGUUUGUUUUCAGCAUAGUCAUUCUUUGAGGCUUAGCAAUCAAACUUAAAUGAAUGUCUAUAUCAAAUCACAAUUACUGAAAUAAUUCGUAGUAUCAAUUUUGAGAUCAAUUGAUUUUGUUAUUGUCUAAUAUUAUUUCCUCAUAUUUGUGUCUAUUACGAUGGUGGUAUUUUUAAAUACUUUUGGAGCUUGUUUCAAAAUAUUUUACCGCUUUAUCCUUGCAUGAAUUUACAGAAUAACGUAAUGCUUCUUUGUUUCUCAUGGAUAUUUUUAUCCUUAGUUCUUCAUCACUGCUAACGUCAUGGUCCCAUUUGCUUUAAGUGGUUGACAGAGCUCUCACUUUGGCUUUGAUUUCAUGUGCUUUUCUUUUGAUGUAUUAAUAGAUAUCAUCGAUUUGAAAUGUAAUGUCGUUCGUUUAGUGAAAGAAAUUUCUCUUUUUUGCAGCAGACUGGUCCUAAACUGGGAACCAUGAUGGGCGUAUUUGUGCCAUGCUUACAAAAUAUUUUAGGAAUUAUCUACUAUAUCCGCUUCUCUUGGUAAAGUCAACCUUUCUUAUUUCGUUUUCCUGAUUCAAGUUUCCUUUGAAUAAACGGAUUUUCUUGCAUGUUCAUUUUAAGAUUCCACAAUGAACUACUAGGUGACUAGCUGCAGCUCUGCCACAUUUAGAAGAUCAAAUAUAAAUAUUAUUCAUAGAAACACAUGAUUUUUAUUGACUUAUACUUUCUACUUGUUUCAGUAAUAUUUCUUGUGUUCCUUUUUCUUUUCCCAUGAAGUCCUGAACUCAUGGAGGGAUUUUUUUUCAGGAUUGUUGGUAUGGCAGGUAUUGGUGAGUCACUUAUGUUGGUCGCAUUUUGUGGGUUGUGCACUUUCUUAACUGCAAUAUCGUUGAGUGCAAUUGCAACUAAUGGCGCAAUGAAGGUAUAGCUGGUGUAUUUUCAAUCGUGUUAAUUUGGCUUUUUUUUUUUUAUCAAGAUAUAGUUUCGAAGUCUUUAUGCUCGGUAAAUAUGAGUCGUUCUCGAUCAUUUGAUUUUCGCUGAGCUGUAAAAUAGAAAAUGCAGCAAAAUCCUGUUUUUUUUUUUUCUUCUAAUUUUUAUGUUCUUGUCAGUUCAGGACAAAGUACUUUAGAUUCCUUGAUUACUCGGGAAAGUUUAUCAUGAAGGAGGAGAUGUUGAUUCUCUCUCUCAUUCUCUCUGUCGCUCAUACUUGCAUUCAUUUUGUGAAUCACGACCAUGAAGAUAUGUCACUUGAUUCUUGAUGUGAGGCGAUAGAAGUCCAUUCUGAAUAUGUUCCUAGCUGGAAAGAUAACACCCUUUUAUCUAUGCCAUCUCUUUCACAUCUCUGUCACAGCAGACGAAAUUUUCUUUUUCGUUUGAAGAUAUUGAAGGAUGACUUUUUUGUGUUAAUACUAUUGUUGAAAAUUUUAUGGGGAGAAGUACUCUUUUGACCAGACCCGCCUUUUGGUAGGCCUGGUUGCCACCAUGCCAUUCUUCUUUUAAUCAGUGUGUUGGAACCUCCUUGAUCGACUAGUACUAAAACUUCUGGGUCGUUAGGCUAGUGGUAUGGAAGACCUUUCAGUUAAGUACGACUGGGAAUUACAUAUUGCUUACAUUCGUGUUGCAAUUUUUCCUAAUUUUUCACCUUGACUGCCGACUUUACAAUCACUUUUGUAAGGAAUGGAUACUCAAGAGAGAACAAAGAAUUCAACAUUUAUUCUAUCUGCACUGAUGUUUGCCAGAAAUGAGCAGAAAAUGCACUCGAAAUUAGACGCAAUGUUGUCCUUGCAGCAUUCAUACACAAAUUACCAGGAAGUACAACUAAAUUCAACGUAAUGGAAUGUCAACCAUUUCGUUCGUAUUUUCUCUUAAACAUUAUUUCUAUACUACUCAUUUCCUAUUAUUUUUUAUGGGGUCUGUAAAUUGGAGAAUAUGUAUAUGAUUCUUCCAAUGCGCUAUUGUUUUUUACAAAUUUAAUUGACCUCUGUCUAUCUUCUGGCUGAAACAUUGAUGUGAUGUUAUACUUGGUACCUGAAGCUAAAUAUUUCUUAUGAGAUAAAUUACUAUAUACUUUAGGUUGGAUUAUUCGGCUACAUGGAAAAGUUGAUUAUCUUUUUAAAAAACACGAACUACAUUCUGUCUAAAUAUGCUAUGUAAAUAAAUUUUUGGGACGAUUCUUAUAAAAAUUAGUACUUAUGUGUCAAGUGCCAAAUUUUGGCCUUUCUUCUUCUGAUUUCUGUGUACGUUGGUAACAGCUGAAGCAUUAGUAAGGCUUCAUGAGACGUUGAAACGUAGACUUUCAUGGGUUAACUUGGUAAAAGUUGAGUCUUUGUGAGAGUUUUCAUAGAUAUGAAAUUUGCUAAUCUUAGAUCAAUGGACUGUACCGUGCGUGAUAUUUCUUAGGUGAUUAUGGGUUUAGGAAGGAUGAGAGAGUCAUUACCAUGUCUCGUGUACAUUUUCAGCUAAGUAAUAAAGUAAUUUGGAAAAAAAAAUUAUGAUUAUUUCUUUAUUAGGAAAAUAACAGCAGAACAUCUUGGAUGGUCUGACAUUCCUCUGACCCAGGAUUCAUAGUACACUAUGUAAAAGCAGCUAUAACAAGCAACUCUUUCUCUCUAUAAAAUAUCUAAAUAACUCUCGAGAACACACACACACAGAUAUGUAUAUAUAUAUAUAUAUAUAUAUUAUAUAUAUAUAUAUACUAUGUUGCAGCCUUCCUUGUGCCUUCCGAGGGGAAGGAGGUUUGAAAUUUUUUGAGGAUGUCAUUUUGGAAAACCACCCAUUUGAGUGUUGUUAACCAUUAUGUAGUUCUAAUGAGCAAUUGUGGUUACAGAGGCAGUGAUCUGGCUUCCAAUAUUUAUCUACUUGUGUGAUUUACCAUCCAUUGUUAGUGGAAUGAUCCUCUGUCUUUCUGUUGAUGUUAAGGUUUUAUUAUCUGUCACUUAAGUGAUGACCUUUUUAGAUCACUUUUGUACUAAGAUUAUCUGUCUAUGAGAUGUUGAUGAUAUUGUUACUCUUUUGACAAGGGUGGUGGACCCUAUUAUCUCAUUGGCCGAGCACUUGGUCCAGAAGUUGGAGUUAGUAUUGGGUUAUGCUUUUUUCUCGGAAAUGCUGUUGCAGGAUCCAUGUAAGGUGGCAUUUUUCAAUAUUUUCUUUAUAUCGGUGUUGACACUUCGAUUUGUUAUCGACUCCACUAUCUUAUGAAGAUUCUACUAUCAAGUAAGAUUAAUUGGACAGUCUAAUUAGGAGGGCCCUUGCUAAACAUGGCUUAUCCUUGUAUUGAAUUUAAUGGUGGGAUUUUCUGAGAUUAAACUGUGUCUGAACACGUCGGCUAUCCCAGUUAUUUGUUUGAUCCCAAAUUUAAAAUACUUGGUCAUACUGGAUAAAAUACUGCCCAAAGUGGCAACAGGUGAGGAAGAGAGGAAUUGGAGCAAUGAGGACAGCGUUUUCGCAAGAAAACCUAGCUGCUUGAACUAUCUGUGGAAUUUGAGACAUUAGUAUACUUAAAGUCUCAAAGUCAGCAUUUUAUUCAAAGAAAAAAAUACCUUUUAUUUUUAUAUUUAAAUGCAAUACCCCUUGGAUAGGAAUUCUUCUUUGAAUAAACUAGUGGCAUUGAUACCAAGAAGGUUUGAGAAGUGCGCUACUGAAGAAUCAUUGUCUGAAUUAUUUCUUUUUGCAGAUAAUUUUCGAUGAUUUCGUCUAUUGUACACUUGAGCAAAAUAAUGAUAUGAACCCAAGAAUGGAUGGUAUUAUGUGUCAAUUUAUUAAUAAUGCUAGAUCUCAGAAACAUUUCAUUCAGGAUCUCUUUGAACGUGAGUUUAUAAUUCACGCUGCCACAAAAGAUCACAGAAUGUUUAAAAACGUUUAUAGCUAAAAUAAAUUUUAAAUAUCUGUUUGUUGACUAUUGUUUUGAUUUAAUGUUUGAUGAGGAAGCCUUCCCUGCAGACACAAUGGACUCAUCGUGAUUCACAGUUCGUGAAGAUUAAUAUUCUGUCUUUAUCAGUUCAGGAAUAUUUGAGUGCAUAUUCAGUACCUCGUUUCUUGAUAAUUCUUUCUGAACUUCCCGUAGGUACGUCCUAGGAGCUGUGGAAACCUUCUUAGAUGCUGUACCAGGAGCUGGAAUUUUUAAAGGUGACAUUAUGAAAAUCAUUUUACAUUUGAUCUGAUAUUUUUCCUAUCUUUCCAGUAAGAAAUUUUUGCAAGCCCCUUACCUCAUCACACAACUCUUGAACUGGUUUUGAUAGUUUCUCAGGAAUUUUCCAAGAUAUUUGACUGAAAAUGCUGGCAGGCAUAUACAUCUUUUUUGUCCCUGUUAUCUUUUGACUUUGUAAUUCUUGAUCCCAAUGGCUGAUAUAGAAGAGGAUAUCAACUUAUUCAUUUAGCGUCGUAGGAUCCAUAUCUUUUCAGACAGACUCUAUAAUUAGGCAUCAGCCCCAUGGCAACUCCAUUUAGGGUAAAUCCCAAAUGGCUUCACAAUAUCAUGCUGCUUAGAGGCGACUCUGCCCUGUUGAUGUUAUUGCCUCUUGGAAGCUUCAGGACAUUCCCAGUGUUUGGCAAAAUCCCAAUCUGCUCUAUGUGGAAUAAAACUUAUUCAAUCAUUUAUGCUUCCCAACAAUCAAGCCCUCGCUUGUGUGGUCUAUGUAGCUUUGUCAACUUUUCAUAAAAAUGUGAAUACUUACGUUUUGCUCGAAACUUGAAUCAUACACUUCGAAAGUAAACGAUUGUACUGUCUCUGUACUUAUUUACCAUAUGCCUGUCGUUGUGAAAGAUUUUUAUUAUGUUUUAAAUGCAUUCCUCUUCUCAUGUUGCAGCUAGCGCAACAAUCACAAAUAGCUCAUCGUUGAAUGGCACAACAACAACUGUUUACUCCCCGAACUCACAUGACCUGCAACUUUAUGGGAUUGUUGUGACAAUACUCUUGUGUUUUAUUGUAUUUGGAGGCGUGAAAAUGAUCAACAAGGUUGCUCCUGCUUUCUUGAUUCCUGUCUUAUUUUCACUGUUCUGCAUAUUUAUCGGGAUUUUUGUUGCUCCGAGGAAAAAUGCUUCAAGUAAGUGUCUCAAAACUGUCUUCUCACCAAAUAAAUUUCUUCCCCAGACAUUUUAUAUUGGGAUUUGUGUUAGUGCUAGUUGAGGCAGUUGUAGCAUUUGCUAAAUAUUGACUAACCAGUUUUAUCUUUCUGCAUAAAUUUCUAAAAUCAAGGUGGAAUCACGGGCUUAAGUUUGCAUACAUUCAGUGACAACUGGGGUUCUGCUUAUCAGCGGACCAACAAUGCUGGCAUACCUGAUCCAGAUGGAUCUAUAUAUUGGAAUUUUAAGUAAGUUUCUUUCUUUGCUUUCAUUAAUUUAAAUUUCCUGCAUUUUUGCCUGUAGCUAUUCACAGUAAUUAUUAAUUUGCAUUCUAUGUACAUGGUCCAAGGACUCAUGAUUAUUUCAUUGUCGGGAGUACAUGUUUGGCCAUGGGAUGAAGUGGUUGGGAACAUUUGAGUUUGGGAGACAUGUUCGAGUUCGAAUGAUUUUAUUUUCCUUUGUUGAUGACCAUUUGGAAACGAUAUUCUAUUUUUUAAGAGCAUGCGUUGGAUUUUUUGAUGUUUGUUGGAAACGUGAAUUCCCUGAAAUUUCUAUUCAAGGAACUUGUUUUAUCAAUGUUUGUUUUGAUUCUAGCAUCUAUUUAGAAACUCAAAUGUUUUUGGCUUCGUAGCAUAAUACCUGCCAAUCUAAAGCAAGGGGACUAGGGUUCAGAUGAUUCUGGGAUUUCACUUUCUCUGGGAGCUUGAACUGUUCAAAAUCUUUAGCCUGGCAAACAACUGUGAUGUUUGUUGGAAAAUGAUAUAAUGAUAAAGGAAGUUUGAAGAUGACUCAGGCAUUCAAUUGAUACUGUUAUAAUUUCUUUUAGUAAUCAAAUUAUGCUGAUGACUUAUGUUUAAAUCUGUUCAACCAGUUCUUCAGGCUUCUGUUUGUGACAGGCUUACAUUGAAACAACGAAUUAUGCGAAUUGCUCCAUAAAGUAGAUAUUGAGCAAGCUUGGUAAAAGAUCAAUCGUAUCUACACUGUUAUAAUUUUGUGUACCGAUGUUGAGCAAUAUUGUUUUGCUUUUGUCAUGGAGAAUUGCAUCAGACCUCGCUAUCCUCAUACCUAAAGAGGAUUCACUUUAGUUGGAUUUGGUUUUUCUGGUGCACUUCUUCGCAUGGUGUAUGUUUUUUUUUCUAGAAGCCGUGUGGAAUGGAGUGGAAAUUUCUGAAUCAGUCGGCUGUUUAGGAGUUUUUGAGUGCCAGUCCUGGGAAUUACUGCUGAAGAGUAGACCGGUGUUUCUAGUGCUUUCGGGCUGUCGUCUCUCCCGUGUCCGUCUCACUUGCUUGUUAUUUUUGGGUACUCAAGAUACAGAACCUUUAUCUGUAACACCCAUAUCAGUACAUUUUUAGCACAUGCAAGUUAGGCGCUUGCAAUAUACUUGCAUUCUGUCGCUAUAAGUUUUUUUAUGGGAGCAUUGACUGGUGACGUUUCUACUUUCUUACGAUGAUCUAAACUGGUCAUGAAAAUUAUUUAUACUGUUGGGUUAUCAGAACUGAAUCAGCCUUGCGUAUCAUCAGACCAGAUAGUUUUUUGAUCCAUUAAUGUGAAGCAGAUAUUUUAUAUCAGUGCUUACUCGUAAAAUCUACUUACUAUGUUGUGUUCAUAACAAUCAUCUUAUGUACUUUUCGCAGUGCAUUGGUAGGUCUUUUCUUCCCUGCUGUCACUGGAAUUAUGGCUGGUUCAAAUCGGUCAGCUUCACUUAAGGACACUCAGCGUUCUAUCCCCAUAGGCACAUUGGCUGCAACUCUUACUACAUCCUUCAUGUACCUCAUAUCUGUAUUGCUCUUUGGGGCAUUAGCGACCAGAGAGGAGCUAUUGACAAGCAGGUAUCCAUCUUUUAUUGCUUUAUUUAGCAUCCACUUGUUAUCAGGGAGCCUGGUUGUUUAUAUGCUUGAAGUUUGUAACGUCAUCUUAUCCAACAUCGGAUCCGGGUCUUUGGAAAAAUGUGGAUUUCUCUGAUAAUUUUUUAAAUUGAAGAUCAUUUGUGAUAUUCCCAAUUAGGUCAUGAGAUGACCGAGGAAAGUUUAUCUCCUCAUCAUUAAUCGAGUUUUAUUGUGAAAGAUCCACUUUUCUGACAGUUAUUCAGAUAUUUCAUUCCAAGUUUUAGCUGCUUAAUUAAUCGAUUUUAGUCAUUGACAUGUAGGCUACUCACAGCUGAGGUAGCUUGGCCUAUUCCUGCAAUUAUUUAUGUCGGGAUCAUUCUAUCUACUUUGGGCGCUGCUCUCCAGAGUUUGACGGGUGCCCCACGGUUGCUUGCUGCAAUUUCAAAUGAUGACAUUCUUCCUGUCUUGAAGUAUUUUAAGGUUACUGAAGGGAGUGAACCUCAUCUGGCAACUCUCUUUACAGCCUUCAUUUGCGUUGGUUGUGUUGUAAUCGGGAAUCUCGAUCUGAUCACCCCAACUAUAACUAUGUUUUUCCUUUUGUGUUAUGCUGGUGUGAAUUUAUCUUGUUUUCUUCUGGACCUUCUUGAUGCUCCAAGUUGGCGUCCUCGAUGGAAGUUCCACCACUGGAGUCUCUCUCUACUCGGUGCAUCCAUGUGUAUUGGUAUAACGUUUUACUUAUUCAUUUUAAUUGCUUUCAUGCACAAACCCUCUUGGAACUAUAUCUCAAUUUAAUGGUUUUCAUGCACGAUCAUGUGCAUAGUUUACUGUACAUGAUUUCUCAGCCGUUUGAUAAUUGGAUGUUACACAGAGUUUACUGCUUCAUAUGCUGAUAAAUCAUGUGCAUAGAGUUUACUAUCUAUUAUAUAGACGAUGAAAAAAAUAUCCUAAUGCUCAUGUUCGCUGAUUUCUCCCCGAGAAAUGUGUUGUUUAACUAACUGGAAAUCUUUUUGGAUGUGUCAAAUUGACAACUGGAGCCUCAAAACAAAAGAGAAGAGUAUCUCUAUGCUUGGCUCAGAUGGUUUCUUCCAACUGUACAGUGUUAGCCUGAGCAAUGGUCUCAAUUCUGCUAACCUAUGGGUUCACCAUCUCCGUCUUCUUUUACUCCCCAUACUUCCUGACAUUGGAUGACCAAAAUAGAGAUUUCUUUUCGGCAAAGUGCAUUUGUUUGCUGCUGAUUCUUUGGUAUAUUUCUUUUUCCGUGAAUUUUUAUCUUCAAUUAGCUCAUAAAUUAAGAAAUUACAUUUUUUUUAGCUCAUUAGAGGGAACACAAUUACACAAUGGGCUCCAGCUCUACAGGUUGGGGAACUUGUAGAAAAUGGUCUGUCUGUCUCUCUUCUAAAUUAUUACACUUAGCACACGUGUGGGGACUGUUACAGUUUUACUUCCUAGAUAAGCAUCUAACAAGUAAACUAUAAUAUGUGCUAGAACAUAGGAGGCCACUAGGUAUCCCAUUUCCAUUAAAAACUACUGGCGCCAUUGACAGCAAACUUUAAUUACGAUUAAUACCUAAACCUAGUUUCUUCAACUCUUAGAUAGUAUCUUGUGAGAAAGAGGUGCAAGCUUUGAUGUUGCAUUGUUGAAUUUUUCUUUUGUCUGUGCUCUGAUGAAUGCUCUUUUGCUUUGCAGUUAUAAUGUUCUUGAUUUCUUGGUUAUUCACUGUCAUAUCAUUAGCUCUCGCUAGUCUCAUAUAUUACUACGUGAGCAUAAAAGGAAAGGCUGGGGAUUGGGGUGAUGGAUUUAAGAGUGCAUAUUUCCAAUUGGCAUUGCGAAGUCUUCGAUCAUUAGGAGGUAUGGACUAUGUAUUCUUAAUUUAACUUUGCAUCAUUUUUCUGAACUGCAGAAACCGCUCUGGAAUUUUCGUGGAUUUGUCAUAUUUAGGUUCACCAUUUUCCUGAGAGUAGUUUCUUUUCAGUUAUAAUAUCAGCUCAGGUUGUCUCUCAAGAAGUGGAUACCAGAAAUUUGAUUGUUUUUUAUGUAUGUUAGGUGCCGGUCGUGUGUUUCUUCUUUUAGGAUUGAAUUGAUUUUGGCUCUUUGUGCCGAACCUUGAGGUGCUGACCAACUUUCUAUAGUCUCCUUUCGAAGACAAUAUUAUGUGAAUAAAUAUUGGCGAGGCACCAAUUUACAGAGUGUUCAAGUUGCACAUUCUUAGAUGCAUCCGAAUCACAUGCAUAUUUCACCUGGUUUAGGAACAUUUUUCUUCCCUCUUGUAAAGUUUCUUUUCCUCACUUUUUUCAGCCAAUCAAGUCCAUCCGAAAAACUGGUAUCCAAUCCCCCUUAUAUUCUGUCGUCCGUGGGGAAAGUUGCCUGAGAAUGUUCCCUGCCAUCCAAAGCUUGCUGACUUUGCCAACUGUAUGAAGAAAAAGGGCAGAGGGAUGACCAUAUUUGCGUCGAUCAUUGACGGAGACUACUAUGAGCAAGCUGAGGAUGCUAAACUGGCUUGCCAUCAGCUCAGCACAUACAUCGAUUACAAGCGUUGUGAAGGUGUAGCUGAGAUAGUUGUAGCACCCACCAUGUCUGAUGGCUUCCGAGGUAUUGUCCAAACCAUGGGCCUUGGAAACCUGAAGCCAAACAUCGUUGUUAUGAGGUAUCCAGAGAUAUGGCGUCGUGAGAACCUUAUCCAGAUUCCAUCCACCUUCGUUAGCAUUAUAAAUGACUGCAUCGUUGCCAAUAAAGCUGUCGUCAUUGUGAAGGGCCUUGAUGAGUGGCCUGGUGAGUACCAAAAGCAAUAUGGCACAAUCGACCUCUACUGGAUUGUGAGGGACGGGGGACUCAUGCUACUCUUGUCCCAGCUGCUGCUCACAAAAGAGAGUUUUGAGAGCUGUAAGAUCCAAGUUUUCUGCAUUGCUGAGGAGGAUACAGAGGCCGAGGAGCUAAAAGCUGAUGUGAAGAAAUUCCUCUACGACCUUCGCAUGCAAGCGGAAGUCAUUGUUGUGACAAUGAAGUCAUGGGAGGCUCAUGUCGAUGGGGCACCUCAGCAAGAUGACUCGAUGGAGGCAUUUACAAGCGCACAGCGGCGGAUUGCCGCCUAUCUUGCUGACAUGAAAGAGACAUCUCAGAGAGAGGGUAAGCCUUUAAUGGCGGAUGGAAAAUCGGUGGUCGUAAAUGAGCAGCAGGUGGACAAAUUCCUCUACACGACGUUGAAAUUAAACUCGACAAUUCUGCGGUACUCGCGCAUGGCUGCAGUGGUUCUUGUGAGCCUCCCUCCGCCACCUGUGCAUCAUCCUGCAUAUUUUUAUAUGGAGUACAUGGAUCUACUGGUUGAGAAUGUGCCGAGGCUGUUGAUGGUGAGAGGAUAUCGUAGAGAUGUGGUCACCCUCUUCACUUAG
Messenger RNA from Spirodela intermedia, 14174 nucleotides. NCBI's taxonomy places the organism in Eukaryota, Viridiplantae, Streptophyta, Magnoliopsida, Alismatales, Araceae. The record is from the annotation of a GenBank genome assembly.